Nanorana parkeri is the source of this 138-nucleotide messenger RNA. RefSeq names its product translocase of outer mitochondrial membrane 5 (gene TOMM5). NCBI's taxonomy places the organism in Eukaryota, Metazoa, Chordata, Amphibia, Anura, Dicroglossidae. The annotation marks the transcript as partial. The record is from RefSeq and is a predicted model, not a curated record. Gene Ontology annotation, cellular component: mitochondrial outer membrane translocase complex. The transcript is spliced from 2 exons.
AUGUUCCGCUUGGAGGGUCUGGGGCCCAAAGCUGAUCCCGAGGAGCUGCGGGCCAAAAUGCGGCGAGAUGUCAUCAGCUCUGUGCGGAAUUUCCUCAUCUAUGUGGCCGUGCUGAGAAUCACACCCUAUGUGAUAACA